AUGGACUCUGCCACUCUGCAACAUUCGGCGAAAGAGUUGCUCCAUCGACUGACCGAGCAACUGGACGGACAACAUGGCUUGGGCUUCAUGAGCCCUGCCAUCUACGACACGGCGUGGGUAUCGAUGAUCCAAAAGACCAAGGGAGAACAAAAGACAUGGCUGUUUCCCGAAUGCUUUGAAUAUCUCGUUGAGAAUCAACUUGCCGGUGGAAGCUGGGCCACCUAUGCUUCACAAAUCGAUGGAAUCCUCAACACGGCCGCUUCCUUGCUUGCUCUCAAAAAACACUCCAACGAGCCCUUGCAAAUGAUUCGAAUCUCGCAACAAUCGUUGGAGGAACGCAUCAAUCAGGCAACAACGGCUUUGCAAUAUCUCUUGAACAAUUGGGACGUGGAAUCCACUCUGCAUGUUGGGUUUGAAAUUCUCGUUCCAGCUCUGCUGGGCUACCUGGCAGAAGAAGGCAUUAUCUUUGAAUUCCCGGCGCGAGAGGCACUGCUACAAAUCCGAGAAGAGAAGAUGGCUCGAUUCAAAGCCGAGUAUUUAUAUUCGCCCAUUCAAACCACCGCUUUGCACUCUCUAGAAGCUUUCAUCGGCCUGGUGGACUUUGACCGGAUUCUUCACCACAAAAUCGAUGGAUCGUUCAUGGCAUCGCCAUCUUCAACGGCAGCAGUUCUGAUGCACGCGACAGACUGGGACGAGGAAUGUGAAGAAUACAUACGUUAUGUCCUUCAGCAUGCGGCUGGAGCUGGAACCGGUGGCAUUCCCAGUGCAUUCCCAUCCACGAUCUUUGAGAUCACCUGGACAUUUUCCACGCUGCUCAAGGCCGACUUCAAUCUAUCAAGCAUCUCUCCCGUGGCCGUGCAAAAAGCCUGCAAUUACUUGUCGAACAUGCUCAACCUGAACAAAGGAACCGUCGGUUUUGUUCCUGGGGUCUGCCCCGAUGCUGACGACACGGCCAAGGCGCUCCUGGUACUCAAUCUACUGGAGCAAAAGACGUCUCCAGACGCAAUGCUAGAGUCGUUUGAGACGGAGAAACACUUCAAGACCUACCCACUGGAGCGCGAUCCCAGCUUUUCUGCGAACUGCAAUGUUCUCCUCGCAUUACUUCACGUCGAACAUCCAUCUCUCUACACCCCGCAGAUCGAAAAAGCUGCAAGAUUUUUGCAUAAGCACUUCCGGGGAUCUGAGGGUCUCAAGGUUCAGGACAAGUGGAAUUUGUCUGCUUUCUACUCGUGGAUGCUCAUGUCUCAAGCGAUCGCUCGAGUCAACGCACUUUGCGAAGACAACCAGCUGCCCGCACUCGAAAGUAGCCUCCGAGAGGAGCUUUUAAGCCUACUCAAUGAGAUGGCCCGUCUUGUGAUUCGCGAGCAGAAUCAGUGCGGGUCGUGGGGGCACAGAAGCUCGAAAGAAGAAACCGCGUACGCCGUUCUCAUGUUGACGUACGCACAGCAAUACAAGAACAUAGACGUUGGCGUCGAAGAGCUGAGUCUCGCAGUCAGAAAGGGCUGUGCUUUCCUCCACUCGGACCUACACUCAGGAGGUUCAGAGCAUCUUUGGGUGGAAAAAGUGACGUAUGAGUCAAACAUUCUCUCACAGGCUUAUGUCUUAGCUGCUUUGCACAGUGCCCAGAGUGUGUGCACGGAGAAGCAUCGCGAGUCACAGUCAAUCACGACCAGCGAGGAGAUCCACCAAGAGACCGAUGGGGUGAUCAUUGGAGUCAACGGACACAAUGAUCAGUGUGGUCAGUCGGAUACCAUAACAAAUGGUAGCGAGACCAGCGAACUUGAUUCUGGCUAUGUGACCUCCGCAGAGGCGCAGGAAGCAAUCGAGAAAGCGCCAGCUUGCGACACGCAGGGUGGUGACUCUUCGCACCAUGAUAACCUAUCUUCGUCAUCGCCGGCUGAGACGCAAGGCAGAGCAAGCCUGAGGCAGAGGACACCCUGGACCGAAGAGCAUGAACAAAUUCUACUGGGACCAUUUGACUACCUUGAGAGUCUUCCCGGGAAGAACAUGCGCUCUCAGUUCCUGCAGGCGUUCAACCUCUGGCUUCAAGCGCCACCUGAGCACUUGCAAAUCGUGGAAAGGGUCAUCUCUAUGCUCCAUACGGCGUCUCUUCUCGUUGAUGAUAUCGAGGAUAGUUCCGUUCUCCGACGAGGUCGGCCAGUGGCCCACAGUAUCUACGGAGUUGCGCAGACAUUCAACUCGGGUAACUACGUGUACUUCCUAGCCCUUCGGGAGAUCUACAAGCUCAACAACCCACGAGCUAUCGAGAUCUUCGUCGACGCAUUGAUUCAGCUACACCGCGGUCAAGGAAUGGAUGUCUUUUGGCGGGAAUCUCUCAUCUGUCCAACCGAACAAGAAUAUCUCGACAUGGUGGCCAACAAGACCGGCGCACUUUUCUGUCUCGCCGUCGACCUGCUUCAACUGGGUAGCCCGGUCAAAGCGGAUUUCACUCCCCUGAUCCAACAAUUCGGAAUGAUCUUCCAGAUCUGCGACGAUUAUCUGAACCUGAAGUCGACCAGUUACCUGCAGAAAAAGGGCCUCUGUGAGGAUCUCACUGAAGGCAAAUUCUCGUUCCCCAUCAUUCAUAGUAUCCGAGCAAAUCCGAGCAAUCGUCAGCUCAUCAACGUCUUGAAGCAGAAGCCUCAGGAUGAAGAGCUCAAACGAUUUGCGGUCGCUUACAUGGAGUCCACUAAGACCUUUGAGUAUAUCCGGGAAUUUGUCGCCACGCUCCAGGCUGAGGCUUCAGACAUGAUUGUUUCAUUGGAAGAGCAAGGGCUCGGUGAGAAUGUUGCUGUUCGAAAGAUCCUUGCACGAAUGUCAUUGAACGAUGAAUGA
This is a messenger RNA of Penicillium diatomitis, 2835 nucleotides long. Its product is annotated as Phyllocladan-16-alpha-ol synthase. Lineage: Eukaryota; Fungi; Ascomycota; Eurotiomycetes; Eurotiales; Aspergillaceae. Gene Ontology annotation, molecular function: prenyltransferase activity. The coding region runs from base 1 to 2835 and encodes 944 amino acids. The transcript has a single exon. Gene Ontology annotation, biological process: isoprenoid biosynthetic process. The record is from RefSeq and is a predicted model, not a curated record.